CCGAGCGGAUCUCACAUCUUCAUCCAAUCCACUGAAUUUUGCACGUCCAAUCCCCAGCGACUCGCGGAGCCGAGACCGAACAGAGCAUCGCGGCCGCCGCCGGAAGAGAACUUUCCUUUCCUUAAGCUCACUCAAUUGGCCGUCAGCAAGCCCACCAGCCAUGAGCAGGGCACUGCUGCGCUCCGUCCUGGAGCUGCACGCUCCCAUCAGCCGACUCGUGCCCGCCAGAACGACAACGACAAAUGGACCAGCAGCCGCGUCAACGGCCCGCUGCUUACUGCACCAAACGGCCCAGAUUAUUGAGCCGUCCCAUCCCGAACCGCCCGUGAUCCCGAACAAUGGCCAGACGAAGCAGCCACAACAUACCACUUCCGCCGUCUCCUCAUCAUCAUCACCACACCCAAGCCAACAUCAACAACAAUCACCAACAGAAGAACCCUCAGCCAGCCACCCGCCAGGCCCGAUAAGCGAGUCAGUCCGCGCCCUACUCCCGCUGCUGGCCGCGCAGCCGGGGCACUACAUCCGGGUGCACAUCCACGGGCGGGCGUAUCUAGUAACCGAGGGCGAUUCGGUGCGGCUGCCCUUCAAGAUGCCCGGGGUGGUGCCGGGGGACGUGUUGCGGCUGAACCGGGCGAGCGCGCUGGGCAGCCGCGACUUCACGCUGCAGGGCGCGCCCUACGUGGACGAGCGCCUCUUCGAGUGCCGCGCCGUCGUCACGGGCACCGAGUCGGAGCCCAUGCGCAUCAAGAUCAAGAAGAAGCGGCGCUGCCGCCGCACCAAGCACGUCCGCAGCAAGCACCGCUACACCAUGCUCCGCAUAAGCGAGCUCAAGGUCUGUCGCGACGCGGCCGAGAUUGAGAGCUGAAGGGAGUUGAGGGGGAUUGCUAAUUUGGGGGCUUGGAGAGGGAUAUAGAGGGUGGGAAAGUGUGUGCUGAGUGGGCGGGAAUUAGGCUUUGGGUUGGAGGAAGGGAGAUACCGGUAGCCGGUCCGCAUGCUCUUAUGGGAGAGGUCGUCUGGCUAGGUUA
This is a messenger RNA of Canariomyces notabilis, 1025 nucleotides long. RefSeq lists its product as uncharacterized. The transcript has a single exon. Gene Ontology annotation, cellular component: mitochondrial large ribosomal subunit; ribosome. Lineage: Eukaryota; Fungi; Ascomycota; Sordariomycetes; Sordariales; Chaetomiaceae. Bases 161 to 865 code for a protein of 234 amino acids. The record is from RefSeq and is a predicted model, not a curated record. Gene Ontology annotation, molecular function: structural constituent of ribosome.